Molecule: messenger RNA, 234 nt
Organism: Naegleria gruberi
Lineage: Eukaryota; Heterolobosea; Eutetramitea; Acrasida; Naegleriidae
Exons: 1
Cellular component (GO): nucleus
Molecular function (GO): DNA binding
Source: RefSeq, a predicted model, not a curated record
AAAACAUGGUGUUAUUAUUGUGAUAGAGAAUUUGAUGAUGAAGCCAUUCUUAUUCAACAUCAAAAAACAAAACAUUUUAAAUGCCCAUACUGUCCAAAGAAACUUGUCAGUGUAAAGGGAAUGAAAACUCACGUACUUCAGGUACACAAGGAGAAUAUUAAUUUUAUUCCAAAUGCUAAACCUGAAAGAAAUACAUUUGAUUUUGAAAUUCAAGGUAUGCAAGGAAUACCAGAU